This is a messenger RNA of Aspergillus udagawae, 1290 nucleotides long. Its product is annotated as putative LysM domain protein. Lineage: Eukaryota; Fungi; Ascomycota; Eurotiomycetes; Eurotiales; Aspergillaceae. The coding region runs from base 1 to 1290 and encodes 429 amino acids. The record is from RefSeq and is a predicted model, not a curated record. The transcript has 5 exons.
AUGCUCCUCUCUGUGAUUCUAACCCCAGCGCUCCUACUUGGAGUAGCCAAUGCUGCUACACUAGGAAAACGUUGGAGUAAAGGUGAGGCCGCCACAGGUACCACAGACCCAAAUGUGGCCAGUGGGUGCACGUACUGGGCCAAUUCUGUCACUUCAAGUGACACCUGCGCGUCUUUGAAUGCCUACUUCGGCAUUACGACUGCUCAGCUUGUUUCAUGGGUCAGAGUCAAUUUCUCUCCACUCAGAUGGAGUUACUGUGUGGAGGCGCCUGCUGUCAAGACGACGACUAGCAAGACGACCACGACUACCAGUAAAACUACCACUACUACACCUGCUAUCACUACGACAACAUCUACGAGUACCACUUCAGUGUGGGCACCGUAUCCCACUCAGACCGGCCUUAUUUCCACAUGUAACGCGUUUUAUGAUGUCCAGUCAGGUGACUACUGCCAAGGAAUCGUGACAGCUUAUGGCAACUUCACAUUGAGUCAAUUCUAUCAAUGGAAUCCUGCUGUCAAGACCGACUGCUCGGGACUUCAGACUGGCUAUUAUGUCUGCAUCGGAGUGGCUGGGUCAACGACCACGACAACUGCUGCUCCCACAAGUACCACUGCUACGACGACAGCUAACCCAUACUCUCCUCAGCAGACUGGGAUUGCUGCAAACUGUAACAAGUACUACUUUGUAGAAACUGGUGACGCUUGUGCCAACAUAGCUUCGACGUAUGGUAUCACCCUCGCCAAUUUCUACAGCUGGAACCCAGCUGUUGGGACAUCCUGCCAGAGCCUUCAGGCUGGGUACUAUGUCUGCGUUGGUGUUUCAGGGUCAACCACAAGCACAACCACUACGAAGACCACCACCACUACCACCACCAAUGCACCCACCACAACAACUACGGCCAGCGGUCCCUCUCCGACCCAAGCCGGCAUCACGGCCGACUGUGAGACAUUCUACCAGGCCGUUUCGGGCGAUAGCUGCUGGACCAUCGUCAGCGAGAAAUAUACCUAUCUGACUCAGGAUGAGUUCUAUGCCUGGAAUCCAGCCGUCGGUUCGACUUGUAGUAACCUACAAGCGGGAUACUACUACUGUGUUGCUACCAAGACUGUCCAUGCCAUGCCUAGCACCAUCUCCACGUGUAAGAAGUGGCACUUGGUUGCCACUGGAGACAGCUGUUGGUCUAUUGAGCAGCAGUACGGCAUUACUGCUACCCAGUUUGGGACCUGGAAUCCAUAUGUUGGGACCUCUUGUGCAUCUCUCUGGCUGGGUUACUAUGUUUGCGUCGGUGUUUGA